Messenger RNA from Lolium rigidum, 1445 nucleotides. RefSeq names its product BTB/POZ and MATH domain-containing protein 1-like. The record is from RefSeq and is a predicted model, not a curated record. The transcript is spliced from 2 exons. Gene Ontology annotation, biological process: protein ubiquitination. NCBI's taxonomy places the organism in Eukaryota, Viridiplantae, Streptophyta, Magnoliopsida, Poales, Poaceae. The coding region runs from base 103 to 1131 and encodes 342 amino acids. Gene Ontology annotation, molecular function: protein binding.
ACCGCGGACGCGUGCGGGGAGGUCAUAGGUGCGGCCUGUGGCCCGUCAGCACCAAUCGCCACCACCAGGAGGCAAACUGCCGCUACUCCGGCGGCUAGCAAGAUGAGCAAGCGAGCUAAGAUGCCAGGGCCGGAGGCAGGGACAACUGUUGUGGGUUCUACUGCCGUCCAGUUCAGAGUAGACUAUGAACAAGCGAAGCAGCUUCCCAUCGGCGAGUCUGUCGACUCUGACGUCAUCCCCGCAGGGGGACACCUGUGGAGAAUUGAGUUCUGUCCUCGUGGUGGGAGCUAUGAUGACAAUGAGUAUGUUUCUAUCCACUUUUCGCUCAUGAGCAAAAACAGAAAUGUCAAGGCCAUCUAUGAGGCCUUCCUGUUGGACAGGGACGGCAAACCAUCUUCCAUGCUGACAGGAAGGGCACUUAAAUCCUUUGUAAACAUAGGUCCUGACCUCAUAGCUAGCUGGGGAUUUGAUAUUGCGGAAAGGAAUCUUGUGGAGACAAAUUAUGUAAUAGAUGGACACGUCACAUUUAUGUGCACCAUCAUGGUCAUCCAUGACAGCCUUGUUCCUGUGCCACCUUCAGAUAUUGGGACCCAUCUUGGCAGCCUGCUACAUCACACUGACGGAACAGAUGUGUCAUUCAUCAUCGACGGUGAGACAUUCCAUGCGCAUCGAGCAGUGCUUGCUGCCCGCUCACCGGUCUUCAAAGCGGAACUCUUUGGCUCCAUGGCCGAAGCUACAAUGUCAUGCAUCACUCUACAAGACAUCACACCUUCAACAUUCAAAGUUAUGCUUCGGUUCAUUUACACGGAUGACUUGCCUUUAGAAGAGGAGCUUGCGGACUCUCCCAUUGAGAUGUUUCACAACCUACUUGCUGCAGCCGAUCGGUAUGCACUUGACAGGCUGAAGUUUAUUUGUGCCCAGAGGUUAUUGGAUGAGGUGUCGGUUGAAACAGUGGCAACGAUCUUAGCUUGCGCGGAAACCUACAACUGUCCUUCUUUGAAGAACAAGUGCAUUGAAUUCUUUGUGGUGGAGGAGAAUUUCAAGGAGGCCAUGUUCACUGAAGCUUAUGGAUUGCUGGUUCUGAAAUUCCCGUCGCUUACUGCUGAGCUCAGAAAGAGGGUUAGGACAUAACAUGGUGAGAUUCAUACUGAAGGUGUUCAAGCAUAGCUCUAGCUGCUGUGGUGUUUUGAAGCACUGGUGAGUCAUGUUUCCAAGCAUAUUGUAUGUGGUAAUCUGGAGACUGAUCGCUAAACUCAUCUUACGCCAGAAUGUUUGAUGUUGCAGUAUUGUGCUCAGUUGCUAUAAAUGAGGUAAGGUGGAGGAUAUUGUCGGACACUCCGAUAUGGAGUUCGGGGUGCUGUUCUAAAUUAGCAUCUGUCCGUGUUUUUGUUUCUGUUCAUUUGGACAUGUUCUGUCCCGUGUUGAAGCUUUGAAGAUGUUUACUU